CCCAAACGCUGCUCUGCUGCGGUGGUUCUUCUCUCGGUCACCCCCUGAGUGGCUCCCUUCCUUCACAGCAAUCCAUCGACACCACCAACAAGUCGCUCGUCGCCAUCGUCGCCGUCGCCAUCAUCUCUCUCUCUCUCUCUGCCUCUCUCUCAACUCUUUCAUCUCCAUCUCCAUCUACCUCCACCUCUACCUCUCCAUCACCUCCGUCUUCUUGCGCAUACUCAUCUCCCUCCCGUCAUCCCAAGUCUCCCCCCUCCCCUUCCAACCUCGCUCUUUUCUCCCUCAUAUCGACACCUUCGCGCGCCUCCUCCUUCCUCCAUCUCGUUGAUACUCGCUCCUCCUCAUCGUCCACCACGACACCGCGGAGCGCUCAACAACCCCUCGUAACCAUCACAAAACCCCCACACCCACCCACACCCACCCCCACACAUCAUGCACGCCUCUUUCUUCGCCGCCAUCCUCCUGGCGUCGUCCGCGUCCGCCCAGAUCCGUCAGACCUUGACUAACGCUGCUGGCGAUGUCGUUGUUGUCCAGCAGACUACCGACGCCAACGGUGACCCGGUGACUUCCACUGUCUUGACCCUCCCCGGUGGCGGAGGUGCAGUUACGACCACUGGCACUGGUACUGGUACUGGUACUGGUACUGGCACCCGUACGAGCACGACAAACUGGGCGACCUUCACUGGCACUGGCACUGGCACUGGCACUGGCACCGGAACAGGACUCGUCACCACUAAUACCCGUGUGACCACCACCGCUCUCGACGAGGGGAUGCUCACCACAACGACCACUAGAAGAGCCGGCGGCCAGAACGGCGGACAGGGUCAGCCGCAGGGUGUGGUUGGGCCUCCCACCACGACUUACCCGCCAAUGACUGCAACUACGUACUGGCUGGACGGUGAGGAAUACACGUGGCGCAACUCGUUCCGCGCGCCGCAGCAGCCCACCGUUCAGGUUCCCGCAGGCGUUCGGCAGGAUGCGAGCGCAUACCGUGCCUCAGUUGGAGCAGAGCAGUCGUCGCUCAUGGCGACGUAUAGGGCCAGCGGCACGCAGGUCCUUAGUGGUGCGGUGCCGCUGAUCUCUGAGGCCGGGCUUGCCGGUUGGAUGGCCAUGUUCGUCGGCAUGAUCACCGCUGGUUACGGCGUGUUCCUCAUGUGAGAUGUGCGCUGCAGUUUUACGUACCGCGCGCGCUGCUUGAUUUACACGGCUGUCCACGCGUACGCCUCACAGCCGUUGUUGCGG
Cutaneotrichosporon oleaginosum is the source of this 1242-nucleotide messenger RNA. RefSeq lists its product as uncharacterized. NCBI's taxonomy places the organism in Eukaryota, Fungi, Basidiomycota, Tremellomycetes, Trichosporonales, Trichosporonaceae. The record is from RefSeq and is a predicted model, not a curated record.